Molecule: messenger RNA, 2503 nt
Organism: Limanda limanda (common dab)
Lineage: Eukaryota; Metazoa; Chordata; Actinopteri; Pleuronectiformes; Pleuronectidae
Gene: raver1
Product: ribonucleoprotein, PTB-binding 1
Exons: 15
Coding region: 1-2277 (758 amino acids)
Molecular function (GO): RNA binding
Source: RefSeq, a predicted model, not a curated record
AUGGCUGCCGCGGUGUCUGUGAGCGCAGCUGCCCGGGACCAGAGCCCGGACCCGGGACCCAGCUUCGCCCCUCGUCCGCUCACCGACCACCAGGACCCGGAGCCCGAGAGCUGGAUGACCGGGGGGGACCACCACCGGCGAGGUCCCCCCGAAGCCGAGGCCGACGAGGAGGAGCCGCGGCCGGGACGCGAGUGUCAGCGGCGGGUGGACGAGGACCUGACGUCCCUGAGCCCGGAGGAGGUGCAGAGCCGCCUGGAGAGAACCCGCCGGGAGUUCUACAACCGGAGGAAGAUCAUCAUCAAGAACCUGCCGUCCGACGUCAGCAACCAGGAGGUCCACGAGCUGCUGUGCAACUACGACCUGAAGUACUGCUUCGUGGACAAAUACAAGGGAACAGCGUUUGUGACUCUUCUCAAUGGAGAACAGGCCCAGUGUGCCAUCAUCGAGUUCCACCAGCAUGUGCUCCGGGACCGGGAGAUCUCCGUGCAGCUGCAGCCGACAGAUGCUCUGCUGUGCAUCGCCAACCUGCCCCGGGCCUUCACCCAGCAGCAGUUUGAGGAGCUGGUGCGGCCCUUCGGGAACCUGGAGCGCUGCUUCCUGGUGUACAGCGCCACCACCGGGCAUUCCAAGAGCUACGGCUUUGUGGAGUACAUGAAGAAGGACUCGGCAGCCAGGGCCAAGUCCGAGCUGCUGGGGAAGCAGCUGGGCUCCCGCAUGCUCUACGUCCACUGGACCGAGGUGGGCUCCCUCACCUACCCGCUGCUGCACUCCAAGUGUCUGUGCGUGGACCGCCUCCCCCCGAACCUGCUGACGGCCCAGGACCUCCGCAGCGCCCUGGCCGACACGCACGCGCCAGUCUUCUGCCAGUUGGCUCAGGGACAAGAUGGAAGUUUUCGCCGGUUCGCAAUUUUGGAGUUUGCCACUGCCGAGAUGGCGGAAGAGGCACAGCGACUCUCUGACGUCAGGCUGCUCGGCGGGACACACAUCCGGGUGUCCUUCUGUGCCCCCGGCCCUCCUGGAAGAAGCAUGUUGGCUGCUCUGAUUGCUGCCCAAACCAUGGCUGUGAACCGGGGUAAAGGUCUCCUCCCUGAUCCCACUGCCAUGCAGAUACUCACCGGCCUGAAUAACCCAGCCACCCUCAAGAUGCUGCUCAACCCUCUGUCACAUGGCCACAAACAAGGCCUCCUUGGGGCCGCCCCCACGAUGCCCCUGCUGGCCAACCCCGCCCUCUCCGCGGCCCUGCUCCAGCUGCUGCUCCAGAGCCAGGCCAAGGCUCAGCAGCAAGCCUUUCUGGGAAAUCAUCUUCUUUGGGCUCAGGUGCUGCACAAUAAAGAAAACCCCCUAGGGCCUUGUGCUGGACUCAUCGGGGAGAAUCCUCUGGCUGCUCUGCCCGGCCAGCAGGGAGUCCAUCUGCUUGGAGACCUGCCCCAAGGUUUGGCCUCCGCCGACUCCAGUCUCGGUCUCCAGGCGGAUCCUCUUAAGCCGAUGCCACUUGGCAGAGGCCUCUCGAGGGAUCAGGAGUCUCCCACAGCAGCAUGUACCUUCCCCCAGACUUCCUCUCCCACCCUGCAGGGGAUCUCUAUGCCCAUGAUGGCUGGCAUGAUGGGGGCAGAUGGCCUCACAGCACAAGGGAUAUCCAUACUAGGAGAUCCUCCCAAAGAAAUGACGCAUCCCCAGGGUGCCUUCCUCAGUGUCAACAGUGGUUUUCCAUCAGGAGGAAGCUGCAGACCUCAUCCUUACAGGAAGAGGCCAACACUGAGCAAUGUGUCCAACCAGCCGGCACACCAGAGCAUACAGCCCAAUUACAACCUGCGCUACCAGGAUUCCUACAGCCCUGAAUACCCUCCUUUACACCAGGAUCCUCUGGCCCACUUGUACGAGCAGCAGGAGAACCUCGACACCGGAGCCUUGGCAGGAUUCGGACAGCAGGCUUCUCGUCUGCCUGAAUACACCGAGCGAUUUUCCCACUACGGUUACCCCCCCAACCCAGACCUGUCCUUGUACUACAGCUCAGGACCCGAGGACUCUAGUAACGGGAGCCUCCCCAGCACUCAGCUCAACAGGGCGGUGGGAAUGCCUCCUGUGAGUCACACUUCAAACUAUCCCCCAGGCCUGGACCUUGCUGUGAAGACUCCCAUUGGUAGCCACAAGCGUUUGUUCUCCCGGCUGAUCCCGUCUCCAGAACCGAGCCCAGAGGGGGGGUACGUGGGCCAGCACUCCCAAGGCCUCGGUGGCCAUUAUGCGGACUCCUACCUAAAGCGGAAGCGUAUACUUUAAAUUCAGUUGAAUACUUCAUGCUUUACGGGUAGCCAUUCAAAAGCUAUAGAACACAAUGGCAUUUCCUCCAAUUAACUUUGCAGUCUUUGGAUUUGUCUCAUGUGUACUCUUCUGAGUGACCCCUGGAGGGCGCUGAAGAGUGCGGCCUGUUGCUAUCUGGACGCUCGUGUCUCUCCAUGAGAAUUCUUGGUUGGUUUCUUUUUUUUGUGUAUAUAUAUAUAUAUGA